This is a messenger RNA of Nanorana parkeri, 2052 nucleotides long. Its product is annotated as vomeronasal type-2 receptor 26-like. NCBI's taxonomy places the organism in Eukaryota, Metazoa, Chordata, Amphibia, Anura, Dicroglossidae. Bases 1 to 2052 code for a protein of 683 amino acids. The transcript has 7 exons. Gene Ontology annotation, molecular function: G protein-coupled receptor activity. Gene Ontology annotation, cellular component: membrane. The record is from RefSeq and is a predicted model, not a curated record. Gene Ontology annotation, biological process: G protein-coupled receptor signaling pathway.
AUGAAUGAAGCUUCUGGAGGCUUCAUCUCGGUACAUGGUGGCAACAUCGCUGCACCCUCCCACCACCACCAGGAGAUGAAGAGAGCACCUGAUUCAGAUCAACUGUGCACUUGUAUAAGAUGUGAAGAUGCAGAGGGAAAUUCCACUGCUGGAGCUGAAGGGGAGAUAGGCUGCAACCAGUUUAGCAACCAGGUGGAACCGAGGAUCAGAGUUAACCACAGAGAAUACAGACAUCUCCUGGCUUUUAUCUUUGCUAUUGAUGAGAUAAACAGCAGUCCAGAUAUUCUGCCCAAUGUGACUCUGGGAUAUCAUGUGUAUGAUUCUUGUGGAAAUGUGAAUAAAGCCACAAAAGAUGUUCUGCAGAUCUUAUCUGGACAUUCCAAGACAGUUCCAAAUUAUUCCUGUAUGGUGCGGGGUACAGUGGCUGGUUUCAUCGGAGACCUCAAAUCAGAUACCACUCUCCAAAUGGCUCAGCUUUUACAUCUAUAUGGUUACACACAGAUUAGUUAUGGAGCUAGAGAUACUUUACUAAGUGACCGGAAGAUGUUUCCAAACCUUUUCCGGACAGUUCCAGAUAAUGAGAUGCAAUAUGUGGCGACAGUGAAGUUACUGAAAAGGUUGAAGUGGAACUGGGUUGGCAUCAUUACAUCUGAUGAUGAAUAUGGAGAGAGGGAGAUCCAACAACUCAGCAAACAGUUAACUAAUCAUGGAAUUUGUAUUGAAUUUAAGAUCAUGGUAUCUGUGAAGAAUUAUAGGAAAAUACCUCUAGAUCUUCUGACAUCAACUACUGAAGUAUCCCGCUAUGUAUCUUCAGUUCACUACAUGGAUCCAAAUAACAAGGAAAUAUAUUUUAAAGAAAAGGGAGAUCUGCCCAGCCCACUGGAAAUUGUAAACUGGAUAACACAAGUUGAAGACAAAAAUACCACGCAUUGGAGACAUGUGGGCCACUUUGAUGGAUCUCUUCCAGAAAAUCAGCAACUUACUCUCACACCACAACUGAUAUCAUGGAAACGUGACCAGGCCCCAAAAGGACGAUGUUCUGCAGAAUGUCUUCCAGGGUUUAGAAAAGCUCUAAGGGAAGGGUUUCACGUAUGUUGUUAUGACUGUGCUCCGUGUUCAGAGGGAGAAAUAUCAACACAUUCCGAUAGUGAAAUCUGCCAGAUGUGUCCUGAAGAUCAAUGGCCUAAUGAGGCUAAAAAUAUUUGUGUUGACAAACUUUAUGAGUAUUUGUCAUAUGAGAAGGACAUAAUGGUUGCAUUUUUUUCUGCAUCUUCAGUCAUAUUUUCUGCUGCAUCUCUCUGUAUACUUGGAAUAUUUUUUUGGUUUCGGAGCACUCCCAUAGUCAGAGCCAAUAACAGGAACCUCAGCUUCAUUCUGCUCUUCUCUCUCAUGCUGAGUUUCCUUUCUGUUUUCUUGUUCCUUGGACACCCGGUGGAUGUAACUUGUAUGCUGCAACAAGUCUUCUUUGGAAUUGUCUUCACAAUCUCCCUGUCUUCUAUCCUAGCCAAAACCAUCAUGGUUUUUAUUGCUUUUAAAGCCACCAGACCUGGAAGCUCCUGUAGGAAAUGGGUGGGAGUCAAACUUCCUAAUACAGUCCUGUUGUUCGGCUCAUUAAUUCAGGUUAUGAUUGGUGUUUUCUGGUUGUCCAUCUCUCCACCAUUUCAAGAGUAUGACAUGCACUCUUCUCCUGGGAAGAUCAUGAUUCAGUGUAAUGAAGGGUCAGUUAUCGGGUUCUAUUCUGUGUUGGGUUAUAUGGGGCUUCUGGCAGCUGUGAGUUUUGUUCUGGCUUUCAUGGUGAGGACAUUACCAGACAGUUUUAAUGAGGCCAAGUACAUCACCUUCAGCAUGCUGGUCUUCUGCAGUGUCUGGAUUGCCAUGAUCCCGGCUUAUCUGAGUACCAGAGGAAAGUAUACAGUGGCUGUGGAGAUAUUCGCUAUACUGACCUCCAGUGCUGGAAUAUUAGCCUGUAUAUUUUUUCCAAAAUUGUAUAUUCUACUUUUUAAACCUGAGCUGAACACAAGAAAAUCCAUGCUGGCAGGAAGAAUGAUAUAA